This is a messenger RNA of Penicillium paradoxum, 1500 nucleotides long. It is a transcript of the gene fumR, whose product is annotated as Zn(II)2Cys6 domain-containing transcription factor fumR. The transcript has 2 exons. Lineage: Eukaryota; Fungi; Ascomycota; Eurotiomycetes; Eurotiales; Aspergillaceae. The coding region runs from base 1 to 1500 and encodes 499 amino acids. The record is from RefSeq and is a predicted model, not a curated record.
AUGAGAAUGCGGUCUCGUGCGCAAUCCAACAAAAACGUUCCUCAGGGACAAUCGCAAACUGUUGCAAAUGGCGAGAUCGAGCAAUCAAAUCAUGUCAACGAAGAUGAAGGAACGAAUGAUACGAACAACGACAUUUCAGAUCAGUUCAACUAUCUCCCUAUGGGCAUGUUGGAUAUGCAAGCCGAUUUAAAUAUUGAAUUGGACUCAUCCUUACAGCCGGAUACUCAUCCUGCACUGACCUCUCGCUAUGGUCCUGCAGAGCCCGAGUCACGCGGACAUGAUAUCCACACGAAUCAACGACGGUAUUCUCAAAGUCAAGCCCAUUUGAGGAGUGUCGAACAAGCUGUGCAGACACGCUGGUGUGAUAUUCCCAGUCAAGGUACUUCGGACGACUUGUGUGACUUCUCAUUACCGCUCACCAUGCAUUCAUCGUUCCCCUCGACCUAUCCCAGGCAUCACGUCUCUCCGGCGAGAAACAUCACCGAUCAGAAUACACGGGAAGGCCAAGAUGGUAUUAUGGUAGACUUUGAUCAAUCACGAGCAAACUUAAAGAGUUCCGAUAGUAACGAUCCAAGUACCGACUCUGGCUAUGGUAACGAACUUUCUCCUUCCGAUCUACUGCGCUCACCCUAUGGGGACGGAGACGACCCCAGCUUUGAGAUGCAAGCCCAUAAACAAGAUCAAGAGGAGCUAUCCAAUGCAACUUCCGGCACGCACCCCUCGAAUAUGACUUCCUGGAUUCGAAAGCUGUCAGACACCAAUAUGCUGCUUCAUAAUCAUAUGCACUCAAUACCCUCGGUUGAAGCGAGACACAGAGCGCGAAGUGGUUCGGAAAACUCCCUAAGCUCCUCAGAGGUCGAAACACGACUUCCAGUUGAUUCCACAUUUAAAUUGUCAGCGCAAUACACAGGCCUCUUGACUAGUAUCUGCACCCGGCUCGAGGCAGCCAGAUCAUGCAAUGACCCCCAGACAGUAGCACAGCUCACACUGGACCAAUCCUCACAAUUGCUCGUUCUUUCGGGCUAUAUGUGUCUCCUUGAAACCUAUGAUAAGAUUUUGCAACACAUCAAGGCGUGGUUAGAUGUGCGGCUAAAGCUGGGGGUCAAAGGCACUGCUACUGUGGGUGAUGACGAGAGCAACUUCUCCUUUCCACUCCAGUUGCCGAGUCUAGCUGUGGGCUCCUUUAAAAUACCGAAGACUUCGGCGAUCCAAUCCAUUGUCCUAACGUGCGUUCUUGAGACAAACAUUUUGCACAUGCAUUCUCUUAUCAGCGAGGUUAUGAGACCCGCUUGCAAUAGUAUCACUGGAUCGGCAUCGCAGGCUACCCUCUCCGGGAACUCGGUCGGUGAGAGGCGCAAACUGAAUGGGAGUGUGGAUGGUGGUGAUGGACUUUCUAGCGUAGCGAAAGUCACUCUGCAGGCGAUCGAAGCCAAUGAAGAUUCCACGUUACGGCUGGUGCAUCUCGUUUCCAAGCUGGCUCAUCAGCGGGUUAUGCUUUGA